GUGGAUGAUGAUGCCUAUGCCUCAGACUUACCUCACUUACUCAUGGCCGACGCUCAGAGUGAUUCUAAUUACGAGUCUAUCAAUACUCCUGGGGCGUUAUCGCUAGAGGCAAAUGCGGCAGACAAUGAAAACCAUAUUGCGCUACCCAAGGCCCGUUUACUCAUAUCCAUCUCGAAAUUUCACAAGGAUCAUUCCCGUGCCGCUCUCGUUCUCUCAAGCCACCUGCGCAAUUUGGAGUGUCCGCAUGCCUUCAUAGGUGGUUUUGCUUGGUCCCUGUUGGGCAGUCAAAGGCCUACCGAUAUAAGUACAAGGGCAUGGGUCUGACGCACCGAUGCUUGCUUACUUCAUUAUGCUUUGCUUCAGCACGAUAUUGACUCCUUGAGGUCCGCGCCUCGAUGGACGUGCGCCUGCUGCGAGAGCAGAUCAGCACCGUCGAUAGACAGUUCGCCGAGAUUGGCAUCAAGUUCUAUUUCAUUCAGGAUCCAGGUCCUGACGUGAAAAAUGGUGACCCUGUCAGAAGCAGUAAGACCAGCGUGGUCAUUGAGACGCUGCCUACAGGCUCGCUGGGAUUACCUGUCGCUGCUGAGCCCAUUUAUACUGCCACGACGAAGGACGAGUUACCUAUCCUCCACCCGUCGGUCCUCAUCCUGACAAAGCUGAAGCGCUGGUGCAUGAUUUGCGACUCGACGCGACCAAGGACCAAACUGAAAUAUACCAAUGACGAGCGAGACCUCCGUUUCAUGGUCCGUUGGCUCCUUGACCAUAACCUCUACAUCGACUUCGACAACUAUCGCGGUAAGGAUAAGCCGGAGCUGCUGCAGUGUGUACGCAAGUACAGGGACAGAUUCGUUGGGGACGAGCAACUAGUAGCUGGCCUGAGGGGUGUGGUGCGCGGGGACGAAUGGGAAGCCAUGGAAGCACUGCCCAUCGCACGAUAGGCUCAUAACAUUGGGAGAUUUGUCAUUUUGUCGCGGCGAAAAGUCCUUACAGCAUAGAAAUCAACAUGUAGUAGAAGUUUUCACCUGUUCUCCGCUAGACCAUUUGAAAUGAACUUUGAUACAUU
Messenger RNA from Laetiporus sulphureus 93-53, 1063 nucleotides. RefSeq lists its product as uncharacterized. The record is from RefSeq and is a predicted model, not a curated record. The transcript has 3 exons. Lineage: Eukaryota; Fungi; Basidiomycota; Agaricomycetes; Polyporales; Laetiporaceae. Bases 396 to 938 code for a protein of 180 amino acids.